Molecule: messenger RNA, 473 nt
Organism: Cantharellus anzutake
Lineage: Eukaryota; Fungi; Basidiomycota; Agaricomycetes; Cantharellales; Hydnaceae
Exons: 4
Coding region: 38-328 (96 amino acids)
Source: RefSeq, a predicted model, not a curated record
CUGUCACUUGCCUGUCACUUCAUUCUCUGGCGCCCACAUGGGUAGCGAUGCCAAAUUCUUCGCCCGAGGAAAGAUUCAGGAGUUCCGGAAGGAGCUCGAAGAGGCCGAGUCGACAAAGGACAAGAAAUUCAUCAAGCGAAAGACGGUACUCAAGAAGAUAGUAGCCAAUAUCACUAUGGGGAAUGACACACUCUUCCCCGACAUCGUUCGAUGCAUGCCGAUCCAGGUGCUGGAAAUCAAGAAAGAUGGCUUAUCUUUUCCUUGUGAGCUAUGGGUCGCAGUAAACCUGAUGGUAUUUCAAACGCCAUGCCAUCCCUUCUCACCAUAAGUUGGCACUUUUUUAGUAUAAAUACUGAGAGAUGCUACAUUUGGUGGCCACGGGACGUGGUAGUACAGCGCAGUCUAUCAAACACGGGUCGCUCCUGAACGAGGGGAACACCAAUGGACAGUCAUCAUAGGAUUCGAGGCAACAA